ACUGUUGAUGACGUCAUGCCACGUUUGGUGCCCUGACUUGCGCGGAAUUUCUGUUUCUAGAUGUUGCUUUGAAAACAACCGGCUUUACUACAUUUUUAAAAAGAAUCCCAAGUGUGUCAAAGCGCUUUUCGGUGUUGCGCUGCAGUGUCCGAGUGUGUGUGUGUGUGUGAGAGAGAGAGAGAGAGAAAGAGAGAUAAGGAGAGAGAUAGAGAAUGGCCUUGUCGAGGAAACAUACUGUAGCUGAAUCUUUAGAAGACUGUAACAACCACCCGAGCAAGAAGCGCAAGAGAGGAGUGGAGCAGAAGAGACACAUCGCGGCGGUGAUCCUGGCCCGGGGAGGCAGUAAAGGGAUCCCUCUGAAGAACAUCAAGCUGCUGGCUGGAGUCCCGCUCAUCGGCUGGGUCUUACGAGCUGCUGGAGACUCCGGGGUGUUUGACAGUAUCUGGGUGUCCACAGACCAUGACGAGAUCGAGAGGGUGGCACAGAACUGGGGUGCUGAGAUCCACAGAAGGAGUCCAGAAGUGUCCAAGGACACCUCGACAUCACUGGAGACCCUGCAAGAGUUCUCCAGACUUCAUCCAGAAGUAGAUGUCAUCUGUAACAUCCAGGCCACCUCACCGUGCCUUCACCCGCACCACCUAAAAGAGGCUGUGGAGAAGAUAACCAAACAAGGCUUUGAAUCGGUCUUCUCCGUCGUCCGCCGGCACCACUUCCGCUGGCAGGAGAUAAAAGGAGAAAUUAAAUGCACAUGUGCUCUGAACCUGGACCCAUGCAAGAGACCUCGUCGUCAAGACUGGGAUGGAGAACUCUGCGAAAACGGCUCCUUUUACUUCGCUACCAAAGAUCUUGUUACCAAAGGGCUCCUGCAGGGAGGGGAGAUGUGCUACUUUGAAAUGCAGCCGGAGUAUAGCGUUGAUAUCGAUGUUGAUAUCGACUGGCCUGUAGCAGAACAGAGAGUCCUCAGAUUUGGUUACUUUGGCAAGGAUAAGCCGGACUCAGUGCGCUUGCUCCUGUGCAACGUGUCUGGCUGCCUGACAGAUGGACAGGUCUAUCUGUCCUCAGCGGGGGAGGAGAUGCUGUCUAUCAACACCAGAGACCUGACUGGCAUCCGCAUGCUAAAGGAAGAAAAAAUCGAGGUGAUCCUUCUAUCAUCCAGUGACGACCCAGUUCCAGAUGUGUUUGUAGAGAAACUGUACAAGAAAACAGGUUGUAAAGUCAGGCAUCUGGGAAAGGAAAGAAAAGUGGAGCUGGACAAACUGCUGGCGAAGAAGAAGCUGAAGUGGAGAGAAGUGGCCUAUAUAGGUAAUGAUGUGCCAGAUGUGGACUUCCUGAACCUGGCUGGUCUGAGCGCAGUGCCCUUGGACGUCCCCAUGGUGGUUCUGAAUGCAGCUAAAUACCCGUGCCAGAGAGCAGCAGGACGUGGGGCUCUCAGGGAGUUCAUCGACCACAUUCUCCUGAUGAAGAAAGAGGCUAAAUGUCAGAACCUAAUUUAAGUUUUAAAUCAUGCAUCUUGACUGGGUUUCAGCUGUAGACUGCACUCUUAAACUGUUUUAUAAUUGUUGUGUUAAAGAAUAAUUAUGCUGUUAAAGGAAAAAGGUAAUGAGUGGGAUAUUCUGUAAUGCUGCUUUGUGUAGUAUGGUAAUAUGGUAAUAAUGAAGGUUUCUGUGCGGAAGUACUAUUCUCUAUUUAGUAUUUAAUCAGUCACUAGGCAUUAUUUAAACACUAGGGGGCAACCUUGCACAUAGAAUCAGGUUAUUUGAUGGAAAUUAAACUGUGAUUAUACUUGUUCAGGCAUGAGCUGCUGUGUCCUUUAGGAUUACUCUAUAGUGCAUAAUUUAAUCAUCAGGUCUGGUUCAGUUCAUUAAAAAAUAAAA
Clarias gariepinus (North African catfish) is the source of this 1874-nucleotide messenger RNA. It is a transcript of the gene cmasa, whose product is annotated as cytidine monophosphate N-acetylneuraminic acid synthetase a. The coding region runs from base 213 to 1493 and encodes 426 amino acids. The transcript is spliced from 8 exons. The record is from RefSeq and is a predicted model, not a curated record. Gene Ontology annotation, molecular function: N-acylneuraminate cytidylyltransferase activity. NCBI's taxonomy places the organism in Eukaryota, Metazoa, Chordata, Actinopteri, Siluriformes, Clariidae.